This is a messenger RNA of Aedes aegypti (yellow fever mosquito), 1187 nucleotides long. RefSeq names its product 39S ribosomal protein L19, mitochondrial (gene mRpL19). The record is from RefSeq and is a predicted model, not a curated record. NCBI's taxonomy places the organism in Eukaryota, Metazoa, Arthropoda, Insecta, Diptera, Culicidae. Bases 154 to 1110 code for a protein of 318 amino acids. The transcript is spliced from 2 exons. Gene Ontology annotation, biological process: translation. Gene Ontology annotation, cellular component: mitochondrial large ribosomal subunit; ribosome. Gene Ontology annotation, molecular function: structural constituent of ribosome.
CGAUCUGUCAAAUUUUUCGUCGGACAUCAAAACAACAGAAAAUGUGUUUCACGAAUUGUUAGCAAAAAGUACGAUUUCUUUAAGAAAAUAAUCAUUUUUCGUUAGUAUUUAACUACUUGUUCACUAAAAACAACCUGUGGGCCAUCGAGCACAAUGAGCAUCAUUCAGAGGAAGCUAUUUGGGGGCGGUUUUCCGCUUCUUAACAUCGUUCGGCGAUUAGAACUCCUUCCAUCGGCCACAGCUUCACUGUCCACCAAAGCGGAACCGGUCCCAGCUGGUUCCGGAGGAUCGUCUCAGCAACAAACACGCCAAUCACCCAACCCUCCCACAAUCACCAGCGGCACCGAGCGAAAAAGCAUCGUCCCGCCGGAGUAUCGUUUCGUCUAUCAGGAAUUUCUGCCCGACCCCAAACUGGAAUGGCGUAACCCAAUCCGGGAAAAGCUCGAGCGAAUGGACAUGCUGGAUCGCCGCUCAAACAUCGACAUUCCGGAGUUCUACGUCGGAUCCGUUGUGGCCGUAACCAGCUCGGAUGUGCACGCUGUGGGUAAAACUUCCCGAUUCCUUGGCAUUUGUAUCCUGAAGGAGAAGUGUGGAUUGCGCGCUAGGUUCAUCCUGCGGAACGUGGUGGACAACCAGGGUAUGGAAGUGUCCUACGACAUGUACGAUCCAACGCUACUGAAGGUAGAAGUUCUACGGCUGGAGAAGCGAUUGGACGACCAUUUGCUAUAUCUGCGCGAUGCCCUGGACGAGUACAGCACCUUCGAUCUGAACAUGGAAUCGGAGAUACUUCCGGAGGGGGCACCCGUUCCCGUGAACGACAUCAAAGUGACACUGAAACCGAGACCGUGGUUCGCUCGCUGGGAACGGCACGAGUUGCAGGGGGUGGCCAACAUUGAGGAGCACACCAACGAGAAGAAACGGCGCAAGGCGGAACGGGUUGCCACCCCUUGGGAGAAGUACGACCUGAUGAAGGAAUAUAGGAAGAGCAUUCCGGAAGAAGAGCAGAAGGAAAUCUUUGCCGAGGUGUACUCGCAGCUGCACCAGUUGGAGUUGACGCGCAAGAAGAUGAAGAGGAAGCGGACCUUUGUCAAGCCGACGAAGUUGGCAUAAAUGGGCGGGAGAUUGGUAGAGUUUUUGUAUUGUUAAGCGGAGCAUUGGAAACAUAUGUGAGUGAUGCGAGAUAUGUU